Corylus avellana is the source of this 1273-nucleotide messenger RNA. RefSeq lists its product as uncharacterized. NCBI's taxonomy places the organism in Eukaryota, Viridiplantae, Streptophyta, Magnoliopsida, Fagales, Betulaceae. The record is from RefSeq and is a predicted model, not a curated record.
AAUAAGCGGCUAAUGCACAUCCUUUUUAUAACUAGAAUGGACUCUUUUAACUUGAGGUCAAAUUAAGCCGGAACAACCAACCAAUAACAAUCCCCACAAAUUUAUUGUAAAGACAAUGUCUACGCAAGUGCUUAGCAAUUUCCUUUGUGUCCUUGAAAAUACUCCCACACACUCAAACGCACGAGCAAAGAAACUUGCUCUCAACUUCUCCUGCCCUCGUAUGCUGCAAAAAAUACUUUUCCAUCACCCCACAUCUUCCUUUCACGAAAAGCAAAGAGUGGAUGGUCUUGAAGGGAGUUCAGUGCAGUGUUUUUAUGAACACUGCAAACUUGUCAGGCAAGAAAUCAUCAUUCUGUGAGGGAAAUGGAGAUCUUCUCGCUUCAGUUACAAAUUCAUUCUUCAUUAAAGGAGCUUUCAAGAUUCAAGAAUUUCAUUUCUGAAAGCAGUUGUAAGCAUAUGAGUGAUGAUGGAUACAUAUUCAGAAAUGAAAUUUUGCAGGAUUUCUUCAGUGACUUUCAGAAGCUGUGCCUCAAGGCAGAUGCAAGGACAGGAAAGGAGAAACAGCUGAAUCAAUGCAAUUUGGAAGUGAAUAGUUCAAGUGGUAUAAAACUGUUGACAGAUUCAAUGGCUUCAGCUGCAAAGAAAAUUGUGAGUAGUUCAAGAGGUAAGCUUUCCAUCAGUUCUUGCAAGGGGAAGGGAGUGCUGCAGGCUGGUGUAGUUGAGCAGCUUAACCACCGAUUGAAGAUCCUUGAAGAAGAAACUGAAACUAUGAAGAAAGACAUCUUUGGGGCUCUGGAAGAAAGGAGAAACCUAGUGAAUGAGAUAAUUGAGCAGUUUCAGAUCCUACAGCAUCACCUCUGCCUUCAAAAUCAAGUAAUAGGAGAAACAUCCUGUGAUGAAACAUCCUGUGAUGAUACUAUGAUCUCGAACUCUCCAAAGGGUGGAAGAAUGGAGACUGGUCUAUCAGAAAUCGUUUGCCAAGAACCAAAUUUGUCUCUUGUUACCAGAGAUCUUAGAGCUAACAUGUUAGCAUUCCAAGAACCAGCUUAAGUAAUGCAUGUGCUCUCGGAUCAGAUAUGGAUGAUUCCUUUCAUUUGAAAUUUAGAGGAAGUUGUCAGAUUCCUUUCUCAGACAACAUUACUGUAUUUUUUGUUCUUGAGUCCACAAUAACUUUCAGUGUGAUGAUUUACUUUUUCUGGGAAGAAUAUAUACUAAAGAAUCAACUUUCUAGUGCCAUAUGCACAUCCAUUGGAGAAUUACAUAAUAAUUUAUA